Molecule: messenger RNA, 5929 nt
Organism: Anopheles merus
Lineage: Eukaryota; Metazoa; Arthropoda; Insecta; Diptera; Culicidae
Gene: drongo
Product: arf-GAP domain and FG repeat-containing protein 1
Exons: 8
Coding region: 1198-3684 (828 amino acids)
Molecular function (GO): GTPase activator activity
Source: RefSeq, a predicted model, not a curated record
CAAGAUUUUUUAUGCGCCGCGAAAUAAUUGUACAUUGCACAGCAAGCAUCAUGUCCUUUUUUGCAUGAUUAAUACAAAAAUAGAGUUUAUGAAAUGUCAUUUUCAUGUGCCAGCGCAGAAGAACCCCUCGAUAGCGCAGAAGAAAACCGAAGAAAAGGCUCAUAAAACAGAAGUGCGAAGGGAUUUCAGCCCAAAGUGUUUCGAGAAGCGAGCUACGCCAUUUGAACUACGUAACACAAAUUGAAUUAUAGUUGCGUAUGCGUCAAGUUCUGUGUUGUCGCCACGUAAAGUACCGAGAUAACGGUGAAUAAAAUACACAUCAAACGUGAUUGGUUUAAUAAUCUGUGAGAAAGAAGUCUGUUUUCAAUUCCUCCUCCCUAGCGUAAACAUCAUGGUGUGCGUGACAGCGAGCUGUUCGUCAGUGGUGUAGAAUAGUGUGCGUGUGUGUGUGAGGGUCUCGGUCUCGUUCACUUUCAGGCGCUUUCGUUUUGUUGGUUCGAGCUGUCAAGUGGCAAAAUUCAAAGGUGGUGCAGGCGAAUGAAGAAAGUCUCUGUGUUUGACCGGACUUAGUGCAGUGCGUGCAGGGUGAAAAAAGAGAAAGCCGUCCUCGUCCGAUGCAAGAAGUUGUCGUGGUUCUCGGAAAAUAAAUUAUCCAGUCGUCCGCGCGGUCCGUGCUCGGUCAAAGUGCAAAAUUUGGCGUAAUGCAAAAGGUGUUGUCCUCCGUGGUGUUGUUUUCCUGUGCUAUUAUGUACCGUCAUUGUCGAAUCUGUGUGCAAGAGUGAGAAAAGAGAAAUGAAAAAUGCAGUGUUUCGUCUAAGUGGUCCCAAGUGAGCGUUUGUUCCGUGUUGAUAAAACAAAACAAAAAAUACGCAGUAAAAAGCAGUUUCAAAUCUUUACACUGUGGAUGUAUUACAGUGCAUGCUAGAAGUGUAAAGGAAAAUCUAAUAAAAACGUCCAACACUAUCGUAGCGGAGGUGAAAUUCAGGCCGCUAUCAUCAUCUUCCCCAUCAGCCGGAAGUGGUCAAAUCACUACUACUGCGGCUGGUGCUGGUGCUGCUGCUGCUGCUACAGUUGAUAGACGGGCAAGCAGUGAGUUGAACGUGGUGAAGGUUUAUUUCAUCGCACCGGGAACACAUAAACCGUAGCCAGUUGUGCGGAAAAAGCACCACCGAAAAGCAAAGCACCGACCCAACGACGAUGGCCCUGGUGCGGAAGAAACUCGAUGACAAAAUACUGAAAACGUUGCGAGAGCUGGUUGGCGUUGGCGGUAACAAAGAAUGCUUCGAUUGCGGCCAGAAAGGGCCAACUUACAUCAACAUGACUAUCGGUUCGUUCGUCUGCACCAGCUGCUCCGGCAUAUUAAGAGGACUCACUCCGCCACAUCGUGUAAAAUCGAUUUCCAUGGCCACUUUCACCCAGGAGGAGAUUGAAUUUCUCAAACAAAAUGGCAACGACAACUGCAGCAGAACUUGGUUGGGCCUUUGGGAUCCAAAACGUGCAAUUAAGCAGGAACAUCGAGACUUUAUGAUAGACAAGUACGAAAGGAAAAGAUAUUAUCUGGAGCCUGCUAGUCCGUUGAAAUCGCUGCCCACCAAUGCAUCGAGCUCGCUGACGUCACUGUCGGGAGGCAGCAAUAAGAAUGCCAAUGAAAGUUUAGUUCCACUCAAAACGCCAACGCUAACGCCUCCGGCAACGUUACGAUUAAAUCGUACCAACUCUGGCUCGUGUAAUGGACUGAACAACGUAAACUCAUCAUCAUCAUCGUUGCCUGGUGCAAUGGGUGGCGGUACGCAAUUUCAGCAGCAAUUCACGCCAGACGACAGUGGUUUUUUCAGCGCGGAUCCACCGAAAAUUUUGCCACCAACACCGCAAAAAAGUCACAUUCUUCAGCGAAAGAAUGGCAUUAAGAUCAAACAACACCCGGCGAACGGACUGCCGGCAACGUACGGGCGUAACCAGAAGAAUGGUUUGCUGAACAACAGCAGUACCACCGGGCUGUCGGGAAGUAGCGGUGACAUUAACGCCAAUAAGUUUACACCUGAUGCCGACUUUGUGGCUGACUUUGGCAGCGCUACAAUAGUGAAUAACGUCAGCAACGGAGGCAGUCAUUAUGGAAGUACUAGUAGUUUGAAAAACACCAACGCCGUUAGCGACAACGGGACCGGAUUGUAUGCGCUGCACAAUGGCAACAAUGGGGAGGUACCGACACGAGAGAUGGAAAAUUUUGCCGACUUCGAUCACAAUCCCAUCUUUAACUCAGCAGAAAACAUGAAGUCAUACUUCAGCAGCAAUAGUAUUGAUAGCAGCACUACAAACAGUGUUAGCAGCACGGCCAGCGUGCAGAGUUUGGCUGGACCCGAUCCAUUUGCGAGCUUUUACUCCAAUACUGUCGCUGCUAACAAUUGUGGUAGCAACUCUACGGGAUCUACCGUUGGCACACCAACCGCAUCGUCCGGCUCAGCCUCCACUGGCAUGUCCAUGCACGGUGUUGGCUAUACGUGUAUUUCGCCGGAAGAUAACUCACGCGCAAAGGUCCAUACGAAUUAUGGAUUUGGUAACACUUUCUCGGAAGAGCCGCGUUAUGCGACUAACGAGGGUAUCAUUAAUGGCAGCGCUGGUACCGGGUCCAGCUACGCACAUCUGCAAAAUUACAAACAACAUUGGGGAAACAGUAACGGUGCGCAGCCGGAAUUCAAUUCCGCGAGGUAUGCUGGGAGCACAAAUCAAUUGAAUAAUAAUGCCAGCACCGAAAGCUCCCAACACGAUACCGUACAGUGGAACUUUUGGCAACAGUUCGGCAACAACUGUUGGUCGACUGACGGUCGCCUACAGUCGCAUCACCAACAGCAGCAGCACCAGCAGCAUCAACAAUUUUCCAAUGGUGGUGCCCUGCAGAUGAUGAGUCCACAGCAUCAGGCAUCAAAUCAAGUGAAUUUUUACUCAGAUCAAAACCGAUGGAGUCUUCCGAUGCUGCAUGGUACGAACAAUGGGGAUAGCAAAACAUCCAAUGGCAAGCCUAGUAAUGCAUCCAUUAAUUCAACACCGUCCGUGGAUCGAUACGCCGCACUGAAAGACUUGGAUGAGCAGUUCCGGGAGAUAAAAUUAGAGCAACAGGCUGAGGCGAAUAAUAACACAAUAACGUCAAACGGAACUGCAGCCACCAUAAGCGAUUCCAUCACGCCAACUUCCUCGGCCAACCCGUUCAAAACGGCCAAUCCGUUCCAAACGCAACAGCAGCAACCGCAUGCACAACAGCAAACGAUGGCUUGGCCUAUCAGUGGUGCCAUCAACGGUACGACGUCGGAUGCACGGCAUCCGGUAACGAACGGCGGGACUGGAUUCUAUGCUACAUCACCCUAUCAGGGAGGAUUCGCACACUCUGCCAGCCCACAGCUUUACAACGGCAAUGUUGUGAAUGGUGGUAGCACUAUGGGAGCUACGAUGGGUUAUCUUCCUGCGAUGGGCUACCCUCCCAAUCAUGGCAAUAAUGGCUAUAUUGGAGCGCAGGGCAUGAACGGAGUUAUGAUGGGUGGACAGUUCAAUGUAACGGCGAACGGCGGUGGUGCUUCGAUAUUGGGCAACGUUGCAGGGGUCGGUAAUCCGGUGCAUCAUUUUGCAAACUUUGGAAACCCUUUCAUGGCUGCCGGUACUACAGCGGGAAACUCAAAUAAUCCUUUCUUAUGAGUAGCUUCAUAAGCCGUAUGUAUAGCUAGUAAAUUAUACAUUUUACAAGAAAAUGUUUGGAUGUGUGUUUUAGCAUACGCUUCAUUGUUUUUACAUAGAAAGAGUUUUAUUCUGUUUCGCUCUGUGCUGAACGGAGCGCAGCAAGAAGAUGCAUACAAAUAUUCAACACAAUAGGAAAAUGAAGCGAUAAACUGUGACGCAUGGAGCGCACAAUAUGUGUGCAACACAUAUACGUGAAUCGUUCAAGGGAUGUACAUAAGUUUUAAUUUAAACUAAUUAAAAGUAAAAAAAGAAAGAGAUAACUGAUACAUUCAAAAGAGUAGACAUUAUCGAAAGCGUGUAACAUUAGCUUUAUGUUGCUAAGCUCUGUAUUCAUUAUAUUCAACCCAUGACAUAUCGGUGUGGGUCCCCCUCUACUGUUCGAUAAAAGUAUUGGGAAACAGGUUACAGCUUGACGGUUCAUCCGUGAAUUGGUAGGACACGCACGUGGUUUACAACCAAACCAGUCAGUGAUACAUAACAGUGUAUGAGGAAAACAAUGUAGGAAAACAAAAGCAACCCAAUCCAUCUCUGCACAAGGUUUCAUUUUCUCGGAGGUUUCUGCUCUAGCUUUGAUGGCAGCCAAGUAAAUAUAAUAGAUACGAAAAUCGGCAUUGCUAUGCAUAGCUAGAAGUAAUAAUUCUGCAAAACCGAUUUUGAGCAUCAUUCAAAAUUGGAAAUUCGUGCGGAUGAUUAACAAACACAGCUGGGUUUUUCCAAUUACUUAAUCACUGUUUCGGGAAAGUGUGUAUGUUUUAUUUGUUGGCAGUGAUUGAGAAGCAAUUUUCGGUUAAUUUUUAAACAAAAAUUAAUACACGAAUAUGCACCAACAAAACGAGAAUGAGAUAGAGCGAUAUAGUGAUGGUCAUCAUUACUAAUACUACUAUUACUAUUGUUACUACUAACGUCACUACUAUUACUAAACUCUUUCGAAAAAAUGGAACAUUUUAUGGCAACCGUCGUUUGGCGGGCGUGUAAUGUAUGUGUAUGUAGAUGAACAGUUUGAUGAGCAAAGCUUAAACACUAACGAUCAAAUGGAACAAAAACUCCGCUGUAUGUUGGAUUUACCAAUCGAUAAUAAAAUGAAUCCUCCAUGACAAACUUGUUGCACUUCGAAACAGUUCCGAAACCAAACCGAACCUACAAACAAACUUACUCAAUGUACCGACCGAACCGUAAAACGAAAUUUAUCUUACUGAUGGUUGUAAAAAAUGAGACAAAAGAUACAAAAACAGCAAAACGUGUUUAAAGUGUUAUGCCUGUAGUAACCACAUAGAUACGUGAAAAGUGAUAAAGUACAGAAGUAUUAAAUGAUAAAUCUUAAGGCGUUUUUCUGUCCUCAUAUACUAAUCAAGUUUAGCUCGAUUAACGCAUCCUUCUAGUACCGCCCCGGAAAAUCAAGAUAGAUCAAUUUGCCUCAACAAGAAGGGUUGGUUUAAAAUUUUACGGUACAGCAGAACGUUUUAUUUCGGCAUUUUGCUCUUCUUAUGCAUAUGUGGCGGAGCAGUAUGGGAUGUGCCACCCACAAAGGCUCGAUGGUAAGCAACUAACAACAUAAAAAGCUGCAUCAUGCUCAGUAGAGUGGAUCAAGGGAACGAAGCCUUUUAAAUGCAGCAACAAACAAAAAACUGGCCGUAUUACACAUCAUACAGAACCGCAGAAGGAUAAAAAUGUUAGAGAUUCGUAUUCGUUUAUUGGUGAGGGGGGGGGGGGGGGGAAUAGAUGAUCGAUUCAUGAAUAAAACCCUCCUCCUCUAAGAUGAAAUCAAAGAAAACGCUUAUGUGGCCUUACAUAAACAAAGAACUUAGAUGAAAGUUAAAGUAAAUGUUCUUUAUUUAAAUCUGCAUUGCGAUAGAGAAAUAUCAAUUAGCAAAAACUAAUAAAAGAAAACAGUUCUGCAUGCUAAAAAGUUCAACCAACACCAAGCGCGGUACCUACGAGAUACAUUGAAAUUAUCACUCCUACUAUUAUAAUAGAAAACGAUGGAAUUGUAGCGGAUUGUUAAAUGAAAAAAGAGAAACAACUAAAUGUCUGUUACUUCAGACAUUAUUUUAAAGAUCACGGUUAUCGCUAUCAACCGACGCCGUUUUACUAAAUCAAAAUUUGAAGAAAGCUUCAGUUCGACGUAAUGGAAAAAACGAAAGAAAAUACACAAAAUUAUUCAAAGGAAUCAUAUAAAAUGGAUGUCUAUCCAUACAUCAAUAUA